This is a messenger RNA of Drosophila kikkawai, 975 nucleotides long. RefSeq names its product MYC associated factor X (gene Max). The record is from RefSeq and is a predicted model, not a curated record. Gene Ontology annotation, molecular function: protein dimerization activity; DNA-binding transcription factor activity. NCBI's taxonomy places the organism in Eukaryota, Metazoa, Arthropoda, Insecta, Diptera, Drosophilidae. Gene Ontology annotation, biological process: positive regulation of transcription by RNA polymerase II. Gene Ontology annotation, cellular component: RNA polymerase II transcription regulator complex.
UCGAUAUCAUCACAAUUUCACAACUCUACUAGAACGUGCUGGCAACAUAUAAAUAAAACACAAUAAUUGUAAACAAACAGAAAUCUAAUACAAUUACUUUGUAUUUUUCUGCGGUCCAUUAAAAGUAUCUAAUUACUUUCCGGAAUCAUGAGUAUGAGCGACGACGACAGAGACAUUGAUAUCGAGAGUGACGACGAUGGGGACUCGGAUAAUGGUUUGGGCUCCUCGCGGCACACGAGUACGGCAAAUUUCACCCAAGCCGAGAAGCGCGCGCAUCACAACGCCUUGGAGCGAAGGCGGCGGGAUCACAUCAAGGAGAGCUUUACGAAUCUCAGGGAGGCGGUGCCAACGCUUAAGGGCGAGAAGGCAAGCCGAGCUCAGAUAUUAAAGAAGACCACCGAGUGCAUACAAACCAUGCGUCGAAAAAUCAGUGAAAACCAAAAGGACAUCGAGGAAAUCAAAAAACAAAACAGCAUAUUAGAUCAGCAAAUUCGAGCUCUGGAAAGUCCCAAUGCCGAUCAUUACGCUGAAUUCCUCAGUGAGGACGAAGUGGGCAGCGAAGACAUUGAGGACGAUGAUCUGGACCAGCCUGACUUUAGCAGACGCAACAAAAAAAUGAAGACCUUCCAUGCCUAGAUGGAACGCACAGGAAUGUUUCGGUUUUCAUUUUCAACGAUUCUGUGUCAAUUUCAUUUUGUUUCAUUCACUUUUCUAGGGUUGUGUUAAUCGAAAGCAAUAGCCUUUAAUGUUGUGAAGAAAUCAGUUUCAAAAUUCAGUUCAUGUAAAAAGAACUCUGUGGAAAUGAAAGCUGCAACAUGCCCGUUUAAUCAUAAUCAUCAUUAGUUUUAAGACCAAAGUGUAGCCCACCCUCUAUACCUUAAUUCGUAUGCGUGUGUCUUUUGUACUUAGAACAAAUCACCACUCUCUCUACGCUAAAUAAUAAAAGUUUGUAAGUUUAUAUUUAGAAAAAGGAAA